AAUUAAAAAGUUUAAACGCCCAAACCAAAACCCUCUCGCGAAGCUUGACGGCGGGAGAAAAAAUGAAAAUGGCGGGAAUGUUAUUGCACUACAGAAAUCUAUAGAUAGGAAAACCAUUUUUUCUUCGUUUCAUAAUCAUUGAUUACUUACACUGGAGUCAUCGCAUUUCUCUAUUACAGAUUCUUUCUUCUCUCCAUAGAAAUGGCGAAGAAGAAGAAAUCUAGGGUUUCUGAAGAAGACAAAGAAGAACACCAAACCCAAGAGGAUGCCAACCAAUGUUCGACUAAACAGAAGAGCUUGUAUGAGAUUCUCGGAGUGGAGAGUACAGCAUCUCAACAGGAAAUAAAGAAAGCAUACUACAAAUUGGCAUUGCGUCUUCAUCCAGAUAAGAAUCCUGAUGAUGAGGAAGCCAAAGAGAAAUUUCAACAACUCCAGAAAGUGAUGUCAAUUCUUGGAGAUGAAGAGAAAAGAUCUCUUUAUGAUCAGACUGGUUGUGUUGAUGAUGCUGACCUUGUUGGGGACGUUGCUCAAAAUUUACAGGAGUAUUUCAGAACAAUGUACAAUGAGGUCACUGAGGCUGACAUUGAAGAGUUUGAAGCGAACUACAGAGGAUCGGAUUCAGAGGUGAAGGAUUUGAAGGAUCUCUAUCAGAAGUACAAGGGAAAGAUGAACAGGCUUUUCUGUUCAAUGCUCUGUUCGGAUCCUAUGCUGGAUUCACAUCGAUUCAAGGAUAUUCUUGAUGCUGCAAUAGCAGCUGAAGAGCUGAAGGAAACCAAAGCCUAUCGCAGGUGGGCACAGAAAAUUUCUGAAACACCACCACCUACUAAUCCUCUUAAACGGAGGAGGGAAAACAGAUCAAAAAAAGAGUCAGGUGCAGAUCUAUUGGCUGUCAUUACUCAGCGGCGAAGCCAGAGGAAAGAACAGUUUGAUUCUAUGUUCUCUUCAUUGGUGGCAAGAUACAAUGGGGGUCCGUCAAAUCCUGAACCCACUGAAGAAGAAUUUGAAGCUGCACGGGAAAGGGUUGAAAGCCGCAAGUCAAAAAAGAAGGCAAGACGCUAGUGAAGAACCAGUAACAGUGUGUAGUAGCACCUUACGCGCUGGAGAGAUGUAAAAUCUGUUGUUGUCUUGAAAAACUACCCAUGGUUUGAUUUAUCCAUGUGACACCAUGGGCAAGCAUUUUUGUUUUUGUGCUUUCUUUUUACAUAGAUGCCUUGAUUAUAGUUCAUUAUCCUAUAA
Macadamia integrifolia is the source of this 1236-nucleotide messenger RNA. Its product is annotated as chaperone protein dnaJ 6-like. NCBI's taxonomy places the organism in Eukaryota, Viridiplantae, Streptophyta, Magnoliopsida, Proteales, Proteaceae. The record is from RefSeq and is a predicted model, not a curated record. Bases 202 to 1059 code for a protein of 285 amino acids. The transcript is spliced from 8 exons.